AUGCAAGCAAGGGGGGCCGGGUCUGGAGGGCUGCUUGAAACGCACGGUCUGCAGAUGGAAGGCGGACAGUGUGGCUCGCUCUAGGUUUUCUAUUUUUUUGCUUCCCCAGCAUGCAUGGCUUUUGUUUCUAGCAGAGGGGACAGAGUUGAUGCAGAGAAAAGCACUUACUUUACACACUGCGCGAGGGAGACAUUAGGAAGUGCCCGGGCGCGCACUGUGCCACUCAGUCUGCGCUCUGCUGCUCCACAGACUGUGUUCAGCCAGCACACGGCUGAACUGAUUUUAGAACCCAGAAGGAAGAGACUGAUAACAGGGUGACACACAGAGGAGAGAGGGCUACACUCUCCGAGCUGUUCCACACCUACAGACCCUGGAAAUUAAACUUUUUUUUUUUUUUUUAAAGGCAACUUUGGACUGAACUGCCACCGAGUUUACUGCACACCUCAGGAGUGAGUGCUUCUUUUUGCGCUUUUCCCCCCACAACUGCUCCAACUCUGAAGAGGGGGCAAAUCAGCUGAGUUUGCGUUAAAGUGCAUCGCAGGACCGAGUGGAGAGGGAGAGAAGGAACAAGUACACCGCUCUCCCUCCUUCUAACCGGGCAGCAUGGUGCAGAAGAUGAGCCACACAGAGAGCACCGCCGAGGCGCUCUCCUUCUUCGCCGGGGACUCGAGCUCCGACUCCGGGGCGUGCAUGGAUCUGGACCCGGUCGCCUCACCUCUCUCCCCGGGCUCCACGGCGUCUUCCACCGCCGGGGACAAGCUUGGGGAAAACCCGGCGUGGUGCAAAACUCCGAGCGGCCACAUCAAGAGACCCAUGAACGCGUUCAUGGUGUGGUCUCAGAUCGAGAGGAGAAAGAUCAUGGAGCAGUCGCCGGACAUGCACAACGCUGAGAUCUCCAAGAGGCUGGGGAAGCGCUGGAAGCUGCUCAGAGACUGCGACAAGAUCCCGUUCAUCAGGGAGGCGGAACGGCUCCGGCUGAAGCACAUGGCGGACUACCCCGACUACAAGUACCGGCCGAGGAAGAAGGUAAAGUCGAGCACCUCCAAGCCCGGCAGCAACGGAGACAAGGCGGAGAAAGUCAGCAGUAGCUCACACAACACCAGCACUAAGUCAUCCUCAUCUUCAAGGAAGAGCGGAUCCAAAUCGCCCAGCAGCAGCAGACCCCAUAAAUCACUUUUCGGGAGCAGCAGCGGCAGUAGCACCAAAGCAUCACCGUUUGCCUCCGAGCACCCGUCAGAGCACCACCACAACUCCCUCUACAAGUCCAAGUCGGUCUCCGCGGCCAAGCAGAUACCGGAUGCCAAGAAGCCCAAGCGGGUGUACGUGUUCGGCAGCGGCGCGGCCAACCUGAGCGUGAGCCCCACGUCCUCCGUGGCGGUCCCGGCCAGUCCCACACUGAGCAGCUCGGCGGACUGCAGCGACCCGCUCAGCCUGUACGAUGACGCGGCCAGCGGCCGGGAGGACGGAGCGGACUCCCCCGGCAGCAGCAGCCCGGGCGGCACAUCGGAGCGCCACGGCGGGCACACAUACAGCAGCCGGCGGGCUUCCUCGCCGACCCCCUCCGGUUCCCACUCCUCAGCCUCGUCCCACUCCUCCUCCUCUUCCUCCUCCUCGGAGGAUGAGGAGUUAGAGGACGACCUGCGCGACAUCAACCCGAGCCCCAGCUUCGACAGCAUGUCGCUGGGGAGCUUCGGCUCCUCGGUGCUGGACAGGGACUUGGAUUUGAACUUUGAGUCCGGCUCCGGGGGCUCCCACUUCGAGUUCCCCGACUACUGCACGCCCGAAGUCAGCGAGAUGAUCUCCGGGGACUGGCUGGAGUCCACCAUCUCAAACCUGGUGUUCACGUACUGAGCGAGUGAGCCGAGAAACACAAACCCGACACAGGUAGGCUUAUGUCCUGCGAGCAAAAAAAAAUCCCACCACACUCAAACUGGGGAGCAGUGGGUGCACUUAUGGUUCCAGUGUUGCCAGACAAGUCCCACUGAGAGCAGCCCCCUGUCCCUCCUCGUCCCUGGAAGGCUCAACUUUUAGAAAAGGCGAACAACGUGCUUUUAGUCUGGAGGGGACUUUUCCCUCUGGAUGCGUUGGGCUGCUUGGGACUUUAAACAGUGGAGGAAGUGCGGGGAAGCACGAGGAGACAGUUUCCUGGUUGUGAGCCGCUUCGUCCUGGGCUGUUUCUGAACUUUAACUGUGAUUGAUUUGCACGUCAAAACGCGCUCCGCCGUUCACCUAAUCAAUGUUGUUUCUCAAUUUGAAAGGAGAGGGGGAAAAAAGGGACAUUUCAAAAAAGACAUUCUUGCACCCACCACGAAUCGCCAAGUGAACUUCACCACUAAAAAGGUACAGAAACAGGACUGAGUUUUUUUUUUUAAUGUGGUGUCAAGGAAUUUGUUUUCUUCCUAUGAAACCAGGUGGGUUGUUUUUCUUCUGGAAAAGUUGGAUAGUUUCUCAAAAAGCAAAAAACAUGUAAAGCAUGACCGCCUACUUUGUACCUAUCUUGUGCUGAGAUUUUCUGUAAGACUGUCGAGCAGUUAAAAAAAAAAAAAAAAACUAGUAUUAGGAUUAUUUAAGUGGAUAGGUGGCGCUCGCUUCGGUUCUUCUCUUUUUAAGGACGGGGGGGGGGGGGGGGAAAUGGACAUUGAAAUAAUCACCAGCUGUUGUAACGUUUCAAACUUCAGGACUCAAACGCAACUUCAAAUCUGUGCUGAACUUUAUAUACCACGAUUCAGGACCAAAAUUCUGUCAUGUUUUUGAUUUCAGAUGCUUAGUUCUAGAGAAAUCCUCACCCAUUUUUAUUUUGUCUUUCAUCCUCUGAGCUUUGUUUUGUACAUGUAUCCAGAUGCCAUUUUAUAUGGGAUGUUGUAUUUAUAUACUGGGCCAAGCGUUUUUGACUUGAUCAUAUGUUUUUAUUUUAUUUCUUGUAUACAUGAUCUGAUCUUGUGUUGUUGUUUUUGUUUUCUUACAGUCGUCUGUAUGUCUGUCACAUUUCCUUCUCGGGCGAAGGGCUAAAGUUUUAAAAACACAACUUUUUUCAUUUCUUUUUUUAUAUUUAAAUGUACACACACUUUUUGGACACUUAAAAGAGAGGGAAACAGUUUGAUUAUUUUCUCAGUGUAUUUUUGUACAAAUCUAUAUAGACAAAUGGGGGAGUCAACAAUCGGUGUGUGUAGCCUACUAAUACAGCUGUAUUGGAUUUCCUCAUUUUUAAGACUCCGACAGGCUGGUUUUCAUGCUGCCUUCAAGUUCUCAUGGCACACAAUCUCACGCAUGACUUUUGUUGCCUGUUCAAAUGCUCUUUUUCGUUUUUUUAAGGAAAGCCAGCAAAACACCUUAAAUCACUAUGUUGCCUAUUGUUUGAUUUAUAAAAAGGAAAGGCACCAUGCUACUUUUUAACUUAAGUGACCGAGGAGAUGAUGCAAAUCAGGUAUGCAAUUGGUGUUUUAACUCACUAAUUCGGCAAAGUUUUCACAAUUUUUUACCAGCAAGUGCUGACAGGACCUCUGUGAUGUCCAGUCCCUGAGCAACACACUGUCAGCACGGGGCAUUAGACCCACUUCUAAGAAUGCAGUUGCAACAUUUCCGACAGCACUUGAAGGCAGCACCAGUCUUUGUAUCAGCCUACCUUCUACGUUUACAGUGCUAGUCUGCAGGCUCCUUAAAGACACAGGAACGCAUUAUUUCUCGAGGCUAUUCCUGUGGACCCUGUGGGUUUGAACAGCUUCACUAUCUCGAGCAGCCACUCGUUUUGCUUUUUUCCCCUUCAUUUCCUGUCAGAUAUCUUGCCUACGACAACAAACGAGGAGAUUGUAGCUUUAAAUUUGACUUGUUUCUUGAUGUUUUCAUUUACUGAUGUCAAAUUUGCCAAUCAACCACUGGAUUGAACCGGCUAUCAAUAUAUAGCAAGAAAACAAGGAUGACAACAUCAAGCAUAUUCAAAUUUCUGACUUGAGUUCCGCAACACCUACUUGUACUGCGUUUCUCAUUGUAUUUGAAUAUAUAAUCUUUUCUACUUGUCGGCUAACAUUAGCUAAUAAUUGUUUUAGUAUCUUUAUGGCAUGGUGAAUAGCAUUUGUAUUUCAGAUUCAGGUUAUUAGCUGUUGUGUUUUUUCAGAAAAAAAAAUGGAGAAAAAAUGAGGAAAAAACGAUGAAACGUGAAACUCGAUCUUUGUAUAUUUGACUGUAUCAUAAAGCAAAAAGAUUGUGUGUUUAUGUAUGUUGUUGCUAUUGAGGACAGGCACUGUCUCGAACUGCUAUCUUUUACACAUCCUUACUUACAUUGAAGGUGGUCAGUUCAAGACUCUUUUUUUAUAUAUAUAUAAAAGCAUUUUUAAAUAUAUUAACUUUAUUUUUCAUCCAUCCUGUGCAAUAUGCUGUGUAGAAUUAUCAUUUAUUGUCUCUAAUCAUGCCAUAAACAAAGGUCCCUCCCUUUCUUUUCAGAGAAAGUGGGGGGCGACUCAUGCCAGCUAAAUUGUGUCCAUUCACUGCCUGUCAGAUUGUUGAUAUAAACUUGUGUACAGAACUUUUUCAAGGAAGGAUAAUAAAUAUCAGCUGGAACUGAAA
Pleuronectes platessa (European plaice) is the source of this 4560-nucleotide messenger RNA. RefSeq names its product SRY-box transcription factor 4b (gene sox4b). Bases 604 to 1851 code for a protein of 415 amino acids. The record is from RefSeq and is a predicted model, not a curated record. NCBI's taxonomy places the organism in Eukaryota, Metazoa, Chordata, Actinopteri, Pleuronectiformes, Pleuronectidae. Gene Ontology annotation, molecular function: RNA polymerase II cis-regulatory region sequence-specific DNA binding; DNA-binding transcription activator activity, RNA polymerase II-specific. The transcript has a single exon. Gene Ontology annotation, biological process: positive regulation of transcription by RNA polymerase II; cell differentiation; anatomical structure morphogenesis.